CUGUAUGUACGCAUGCAUAACAAGAUCGAAAAAAUUCAUAGCGCGUUACGCUUCCGCUUGGACCGCCAGACGCGUAACACAAGUCUUUUUUGCUCUUAUUACAUGGACAUAAACUUUUUUCUGAACGGCUUUAAGUGUGGUGACUCCCUUAUAAUUUGAGAAGACAUUAACCUGCAAAAAUAGUCAAAAUGGAACACCGAGGACAUCCGGAAAACCCACGGAGCAAUAUCGCAAAAUUGGGGUCAUAUGAUCCAAACAAGUACUAUGUCGGUAAAGCGUCGUUGACUGUGGCCACAGACGAAAGCCUGACGCCGAAUACACCUCCUUGCUUAACACAAAGGACAAUAGGCUAUUACCUCAAACCUCUAACUCGGGAGUUGGACGAAUGUCCACCACGACCGACCAUUCGAGAGUUGCCAGACUCCGUUAUAAACAACAUGGUUCGCAAAGACAUAGCGUUCUGGGUGGACAAGCCCGGAAACAACGCUUAUACGCUUCAUGAUGCCUACUAUGAUUACGGGAUGUCCACAGAAAUGGUUUUGCCGCCUCAUCAAGACGUUUUCCCGCGAUCUUAUCAAUUUGAUUUGGACUGCGUGCAAUAUCGUAAGAGACGCGCAUGCCGUGGAUUGAAAGAAAAUAUACCGGUACCAAGUCACUGCCGCGAUUGCAAAUAUUUUUAUAAGCCAGGCCUGACUCCAUUCCAAUUAGCCUGGGCUAAGGAUCCUAGUAACAAACGGUGGAGGGAUUACCCAGAUCUCACCGCCAACUUGACAACCGAAGAAAUACGUAAUUCAAUGGCUGAAGUUGGAAGGCCGUUCCGGAACGAAGCAUGCAAUUGGUAUAACAUAAACUAUCCUUCAGCUAAAUUUGAUAUUAUACUACGCAAAUUCUCGAAAUAAAUACUGACUGAAAUAAAGAAAUCUUAAUUGAAACCUUUA
Molecule: messenger RNA, 938 nt
Organism: Hyposmocoma kahamanoa
Lineage: Eukaryota; Metazoa; Arthropoda; Insecta; Lepidoptera; Cosmopterigidae
Exons: 6
Coding region: 189-899 (236 amino acids)
Source: RefSeq, a predicted model, not a curated record